Monopterus albus (swamp eel) is the source of this 3232-nucleotide messenger RNA. It is a transcript of the gene pigt, whose product is annotated as phosphatidylinositol glycan anchor biosynthesis, class T. Gene Ontology annotation, biological process: attachment of GPI anchor to protein. Bases 85 to 2028 code for a protein of 647 amino acids. The record is from RefSeq and is a predicted model, not a curated record. The transcript is spliced from 11 exons. Gene Ontology annotation, cellular component: GPI-anchor transamidase complex. Lineage: Eukaryota; Metazoa; Chordata; Actinopteri; Synbranchiformes; Synbranchidae.
AGGACUCCAUAAUGGCAGCAGUCCAUUGGCUGGUUUAACGUAUGACGCGUCAACGCGGAAGUGAACUACUACCGGAGGAGAAAAAUGGCAGCUUACAGGUGCAGCUACUCGGCUGUGUUACUUAUUCUGUGUAUUUGUUCAGUGUCUACUGCCAUAGACAGUGAAGAAACGACACUAACCGGUGCUCACCAUGUCGGUGAGGUCGACAACACACAAACAGCCACCGAAACAGGAGAACAGACGACCGAGCAGCCCGUGGUAGAGGAGAGGCGGUGGGAAGCUAUAGAUGUUGAAGAGGCGACUCCGGGUGAUUCUGAUAUCGACGAAAAGGACACCUCUGCACCUGAAACCAUAGUCCCCUUAACGGUACCACAGCUGAAAGACGAUUUCCAGGAGGAAUUAGUAAUCAGACCGCUUCACUCAGGAGAUAUUUAUGCUAGCUUCCAAUUCCGCACACUGUGGGAAACAGAUUUUAUGAAAGGAAACAAAGUGUCCCACUACCGGCUGUUCCCCAAGUCUCUGGGCCAGGUCAUCUCCAAGUUCUCAGUGCAAGAGCUGCACAUCUCCUUUACACAGGGAUACUGGAGGACCAUGCAAUGGGGUCAACCCUUUCUGCCGUCCCCUCCAGGUGCUGAACUCUGGGUCUGGUUCCAGGACUCUGUGACAGAUGUGGAUGGCAUGUGGAAGGAGCUGACAAAUGUUUUGUCAGGGAUCUUCUGUGCUUCGCUGAACUUCAUUGAUUCCACCAACACUGUUCAGCCCAGUGCUUCUUUCAAACCACUGGGUAUAAGCAAUGUGACAGACCACCGCUUUCUUCGUUAUGCCACGCUCCCACGAGAGAUUGUUUGCACUGAGAAUUUGACACCCUGGAAGAAACUCUUGCCAUGUGGCUCUAAGGCUGGUCUCGCUGUCCUGUUGAAGUCAGAGAAACUCUUCCACAGCAGUUUUCAUUCCGAGGCAGUGCACAUCAGACCCGUGUGUCAGGACUUGCUGUGCAAAACCACAUCCUGGGAGCUGAGACAGACACUGAAUGUGGUCUUUGACCUGCACACCUCUGGACAGGGCAAACGAGAGUGGUCUCUGUUCAAGAUGUUCUCUCGGACUCUGACAGAAGCUUGUCCGCUGGCUUCCUCCAGUAAGAUCUAUAUCGACAUCACAGACAACCCUCAGUGGGAGCAGUUUGAGCUGAGCCCAGCCACACCUCUACUGAGCCAGGCACUGGUGCUGGGGGACAGACGGACCUUCUCUGUCUACGAUCUGACCCAACAAAUCACCUUUGGCACCGUGCGCUCCCUCAACCUGCUGAUCCGCUGGAAAUCCAAUGAGGGUGACAUGCUGCGGCCCCUGCUCCACGCUGAGCGAUACGUGGCCGGUUACGGGCUGCAGACAGGAGAGAUUCAUACACUCAUGUACAACAACCAUCCUUACAGGUCUUUCCCUGUACUGCUGCUAGACUCUGUGCCCUGGUAUCUUCGCCUCUAUAUCCACACACUCACCGUCACCAGCAAGGGAAAGCACAACAAGCCCAGCUACAUCCACUACCAGCCGUCUAAGGACCGUGUGAGGCCCCACCUGCUGGAGAUGCUCAUCCAGCUUCCUCCCAACUCCGUCACUGAGGUUACAGUUCAGUUUGAGAGGGCUCUGCUUAAAUGGACUGAAUACACCCCUGAUCCCAACCACGGUUUCUAUGUCGGGUCAUCAGUAAUCAGCUCUCUUGUACCAAGCAUUGCCGCCAUGGAUACCAACAGCACUCUGGAACGCCCACUUUUCAGCAGCUUUUUUCCCUGUAAAGAGGAGUCCAGCUACUUUGUGCGUAUCUACACAGAGCCUCUGCUGGUCAACCUGCCAACUCCAGACUUCAGCAUGCCUUAUAAUGUCAUCUGCCUGACCUGCACUGUGGUGGCUGUGGGCUACGGCUCCCUCUACAACCUAUUGACCCGCAGCUUUCAGAUAGAGGAGCCCAGCCCAGGAUUGGCCAAGCGGAUAGCCAACGUUAUCCGCAAGGUGAGGGGUGUGCCACCACUCUGAGGCUGGCAUGAAUGCUGACCAGCUGUGCUUUUAGAAAGGAAUUUUCCUUUUAGUCAAACCACUGGUAAAUGUGAUAUUCAGGGAGGAACGGAGAGGAGCGCUGGUAUGAAUGUUUCUGAAACAUUCAGCUUGAAGGUUUUGUUUUCAUAUGGAGGGAAAUGAAUAAUAAGUCUUUUGCACAUUAAUGGUUUCAGGAUCAUUUCCUGUUGGUUAAGGACAAACAGAUGUGGACAUUUGUCUACUUGGAGCUUUUUUAUUGUUUGUACUGCAGUGGGAACCACAUCAGAAUGCUUUAGUUUGAUUGGUUAUGUGGAUGUUGAAAACCAUGACUCCACUACAUCAUAAUACAGCCACACUGUCAGUGAGGUAUUUUCUUACUCUGAGGAAACUGAGGUAAAAUUAUGUUUCUAUAAAUGUGAGACUGAUUUGGCCUUACGCUGCACUAAGAAGCCCCUGAGCACAGACAGGAAAAGUACAGUCGCUGUCGGUCUCAAACUGUGCUCCUGACCUGUCAUCUCCUCACUAGGGAAGGUAAAAUCAAAUGACCCUUAAAGCUGAAAUCACUCGGUCAGAAUGUGACGUUUUAUCAAACUUUUAAGACAAGGCAUCAAAUUAAUCUGAAAUACCACAGCCGAGCAUACAUACAGCAUUAAGGUUGAACUAUGGAACAUUCGGAUUGUUUCCCUUAUAUUUACUAGUUCUUGAUACUUUGUACAGUUAUUAUCUGGCAGGCAUCGUGUUGUUCUUAUGGUAUGUGAGAAGAGAACACACGCCUGCAAAAACACUGAAAAGCCACCAAAAUAAACCUUUUUUCUCUAAGUCAGACAUGUCCUUGAGCAAACAUUACUCAUCUGGAAGUACUUGCUCUUUAAAGAGGAACAGCCCUCUUACCAUUUAUUUUGCACUCAUCUUUGGAUGCAUGCUUGAACGAUAGAUGCGAUGGACUGCAGGCCUUGAAAACAAAUUGCCUUAGGUUUGUAACACCUUCAGUCAUCAGUUCAACACAGUUUCACUGUGUUUUAGUGAGUAGAAGUAUGUCAUUAUGGAAAAUAGCUUACCAUAGCCUGGAAUACUUCCAUGAAAUUGUUUUAAAACUUUUAACUAAGAACAGCUCUGGCCUCUGUUAUGCUUGUCUCCCUACAAGGAUUCUGUUUCACUGUGAAAAGUGUGCAGGAUGUGAAUGUUUAACUUUAAAUGUUCUGUA